UCCAAAACGGGGUUACCGUCUCCCAGGUCGUGACUAUUCUGCAUCUCGUAUAAUAAGUAUAUCUGUCCGUGAUACCCAUCACCUUUCACUUCCUACCUGUCUUGGUUCUGCAUCCCGUUUGUCUUCUGCCAUCAUCAGGCCCCCUUAACGAAUACACCGCCUUGAGAGAUGACGGCUAGACGAAACAACGAUGCGACCAUGGCUGUUGAAGAGACCGUUUCGCCCACGUCCUCGACCCAAAAUACCAUCGACGCAAACAAAGCUCGCGCUAGUAGUGGCGACGGCGACACCGCCGUGGCACUCUCUAGCGAGGAAAAAGAAAAGGCCGACCAUGCCCUGGCCGACGACCAGUAUCCUCAUGGCUUGAAACUCGUCCUCCUCGCCGGGGCGUCUCUCGUCGCCGUUUUCAUGAUUGCAUUGGAUCAAACCAUCGUCGGCACUGCAAUCCCUAAGAUCACGGACGAGUUCCACAGCCUCAGCGACGUGUCAUGGUAUGCCGCCGCAUACUUUAUGACGUUUGGCGCGGCUCAGACUUCGGCCGGCAAGAUAUACAAGUACUACAACCUCAAGUGGAGCUUUCUGGUGUCCAUGCUCAUCUUCGAGGUCGGCAGUCUGGUCUGUGGCGUGGCACCUAACUCCAAGACUUUGAUCGUGGGACGGGCCAUUGCUGGGUUAGGCGGCGCGGGCCUCUCUGUCGGCGGGACCAGUAUCGUUUCGUUUACUGUGGCGCCAGCAAAGCGACCGAUGAUGAUGGGCGUGAUUGGAAUGACAUAUGCUAUUGCGGCCGUGUUGGGACCACUUCUCGGUGGCGCUUUUACCGACCGCGUCAGUUGGCGAUGGUGCUUCUACAUCAACCUGCCGAUUGGAGGAGUCGCCGCCGUCGCCGUCUUCUUCUUCUUCCACCUCCCCGCGGCUGCAGCACCUCCUCAGGUCACUUGGACGCGCAAAUUGUUGCACAUCGACCCGGUAGGUGUGGCUCUGGCCAUGGGAAGCAUCACCUGCUUCAUACUCGCUCUUCAGUACGGAGGAAACUCGCAUCCGUGGAACAGCAGCGUGACGAUCGGUCUCCUGGUCGGGUUUGGUCUUGUCGCCAUCGCCCUCGUGGCAUGGGAGAUCUGGCUGGGCGAUUAUGCCAUGAUGCUACCGAGACUGUACAAGCAGCGCUCCCUCUCCGCCACGGCCCCGUACCAGUUCUUCUUCAUGGGCAGCUACCUUGUCCUCCUGUACUACCUCCCCAUAUACUUCCAGAGCAUCCUCGGCGCUAGCGCCAUCAAAUCUGGCGUCAAUAACCUGCCUCUCGUCCUUGCCGCGGCCGUUUUCGCCCUGGCCGGAGGAGCCGUCGUCAUGAAAACCGGUCGGCCGCAGCAGGUCAUGUUCGUCGGCUCCCUGCUAUCGACCGUCGCCCUGGGCCUGAUUUACACUCUCGACAUCGGCACCCCGACCGCCAAAUGGGUGGGAUAUCAAUUGUUUGUCGGCGCCACUCUGGCCUUUGCCAUGAUGCACGGACUGAGCAUUGCCCAAGCAAACGUGGGCCCCGACGACCUCGCUGCAGUCACGGCCAACCUGUUGUUCUUCCAGACCGUUGGAGGUGCGUUCAGCACUUCGGUGGGCCAAGCAGCUUUUGUCAACCGGCUGCUGGCCACUCUGCCCAAGACGGCCCCGGGGGUCCAGCCAGCAUUGGUACUUCUGACUGGCGCCACCGACCUGCAUAAUGUCUUCGCACCGGACGUACUUCCGGGCGUUCUCCAGGCGUACAUGGUCGGGCUCAAGGCCGCCUUCGCAGUCGCGCUCGCCUUUUGCGGUGUCGCCUUUGUGUGCUCACUGGCCAUCCCCAUGAGCAAGCUGCCCAGUCAUACCGGCGUACCGGGCGAAGGUCCCGUAGAGAUGCAGAUCGGCUAGCUCAUGUCACCGCACGGUGAGUUGUCGUCUGCUCCCAGCAAUCCCCAAGCCUUGUCCAUGGGGUCCGCCAGCCGCGACCUGGGGAAGGGCAAGUUGUUGUUGUGGUUGAUGGUUCCGAGGGUUAGGUUGUUUUCUGUUACAUAGUACCUGUACAUUUCAACGAUCUCCUCUCUCGUGUGAGGAAAAUGCAUUCUCGGUAUUAGUAUGCCGGUGGCCUUU
Molecule: messenger RNA, 2118 nt
Organism: Exophiala viscosa
Lineage: Eukaryota; Fungi; Ascomycota; Eurotiomycetes; Chaetothyriales; Herpotrichiellaceae
Product: putative efflux pump antibiotic resistance protein
Exons: 2
Coding region: 169-1899 (576 amino acids)
Biological process (GO): transmembrane transport
Cellular component (GO): plasma membrane
Molecular function (GO): transmembrane transporter activity
Source: RefSeq, a predicted model, not a curated record